Vitis riparia (riverbank grape) is the source of this 1137-nucleotide messenger RNA. RefSeq lists its product as uncharacterized. Lineage: Eukaryota; Viridiplantae; Streptophyta; Magnoliopsida; Vitales; Vitaceae. Gene Ontology annotation, molecular function: acyltransferase activity, transferring groups other than amino-acyl groups. The coding region runs from base 83 to 919 and encodes 278 amino acids. Gene Ontology annotation, cellular component: chloroplast. The transcript has 5 exons. The record is from RefSeq and is a predicted model, not a curated record.
AGUGUUUUUUGUUUACCCUGGCGCAUGUGGACUGACCGUAUAUGAAUGGUGGAGUGACGUGAACCGAGAGAAGAGGAUAACAAUGGCUAUGGCUGUCCUCUCGUCUUCACUUCCUCCACUCUCCAACUCACUUCCAACUUCCACCUCCUCCUCCAAUCUCUGUUGCCCAAGAAUCUACUCCUCCUCUUCCUAUCACCUCCGCCGGCGACUCCUCCGGCCAAUCAUUGCUUCUCAGCUCUGCGCUCCCCAGACCUUCAAAAUCGAUAAAUCUUCACUCGUUGUCGCCGAAACUGUAUCCGAGGACCAGCUUUGGGCCGCCGCCUGUCUCCGCAUUCGCUCUUUCUAUCAAUUUGGCCCAUCUUACGGCAUCGAUGAUCAUAAAGGGUAUUUGGCUGAACGUGAGUUUGAAGCACUAAAGGAACGUGUUGCUGGGAAGAGAGAGGGUUUUAGAAGGGUUUCUUGCAUAAAUGCAACUAUUCCAUUAUCACAAAUAUCCAGCUUUUCAGAUGAUCUAUGUGCUGCAUGUAAGUUUACUCACAAUGGAGAAGACCGAGUUGUAGUUGGAACCCUUGAUCUCAACCAAUGUGUGAGUCUUCCUGAUGAAAUAACAGGAAUGAAGCCACAGGGCAUUGGAGCUGAUUUUUUAAGGGCAUACCUGAGUAAUGUAUGUGUUGCCAAGGAGCUGCAUAGAAAUGGGUUGGGUUCUGCACUUGUAGCAAAGUCAAAGAUGGUUGCUCAAGAAUGGGGCAUAACUGACUUGUAUGUCCACUUUGCGGUUGACAAUGAACCUGCAAAGCAGUUAUACAUGAAGAGUGGUUUCAUAUAUGAGAAUGAUGAACCAGCAUGGAAAGCCAGGUUUCUAGAUCGACCCCGAAGGAUUCUUUUAUGGACGGGUCUCCCUGUCAACUAUGAUGUGUAAUGUUAUAAUACAUCAAGGUGAUGUAGUGCCAUAAUUCUUUUAUGUUUGUAAAUUUGAUAUACAAAUGUUUAUAGUAACUUACAAGAAACUAUGUUUUCAUUUGAAAUGUAAAGCAAGUUUAUCAUUACAUCUCUGGUUAGAGAAAUUAUUACUAUUGUGAUGUUUCCAACUAAGGAAUCAGUAAGUAUUGAAUUGAAUGGAAAUAUAUUUGUCUUUCC